UUCGUGUCCUCGGACCAGGACCAGCGGCAGUGGCAGGACUUCGUGCAGGACAUGCCGUGGCUGGCGCUGCCCUACAAGGAGAAGCACAGGAAGCUGAAGCUUUGGAACAAAUACCGAAUUUCCAACAUUCCAUCGCUAAUAUUCCUAGACGCCACCACGGGGAAGGUCGUGUGCAGGAAUGGGCUGCUGGUGAUCCGGGACGACCCAGAAGGUCUGGAGUUCCCCUGGGGACCUAAACCCUUCAGAGAAGUCAUUGCAGGGCCCUUGCUGAGAAACGGCGGGCAGUCCGUGGAGAGCAGCAGCCUGGAGGGCUCCCACGUGGGGGUCUAUUUCUCUGCACACUGGUGCCCACCCUGCCGAAGCCUGACACGGGUCCUGGUGGAGUCCUACUGGAAGAUCAAGGAGGCAGGCCAGACCUUUGAGAUCAUCUUUGUGAGCGCAGACAGGUCAGAAGAGUCCUUCAAGCAGUACUUCAGCGAGAUGCCCUGGCUCGCCGUCCCCUACACCGACGAGGCCCGGCGGUCGCGCCUCAACCGGCUGUACGGAAUCCAAGGCAUCCCCACGCUCAUCGUGCUGGACCCACAGGGGGAGGUGAUCACGCGGCAGGGGCGGGUGGAGGUGCUGAACGACGAGGACUGCCGCGAGUUCCCGUGGCACCCCAAACCCGUGCUGGAGCUCUCCGACUCCAACGCCGUGCAGCUGAACGAAGGCCCCUGCCUCGUCCUUUUUGUCGACUCCGAAGACGACGGGGAGUCCGAGGCGGCCAAGCAGCUGAUCCAGCCGAUCGCUGAGAAAAUCAUCGCCAAGUACAAAGCCAAGGAGGAGGAGGCACCGCUUCUGUUCUUCGUGGCUGGGGAGGACGACAUGACCGACUCCUUGCGUGACUACACCAACCUGCCGGAGGCCGCCCCUUUGCUCACCAUCCUGGACAUGUCCGCCCGAGCCAAGUACGUGAAGGACGUGGAGGAGAUCACGCCCGCCAUUGUGGAGGCCUUUGUGAAUGACUUCCUAGCAGAAAAGCUCAAGCCAGAGCCCAUCUAGUGGGCCCGGCCCCCCGAGACGUUAUUUAAAACUCAAUCUCCUCUUCCUCCUCCUCCUCCUCCUCUUUCUCUCUGCCCUCGAACUUUCUCAACCAACGUGCCCUGAGUCACACAACCCAAGCGUCCAACCUCUCUGCGGUGCCUUGUUUUCUGCAUUAAACUCCUCAGCUAGCACCCUAGGGUGCACCCCCUGCCCCCCUUUUCAGUAGCCGAAGAGCCACCGUGUAUGGAGACUCUGCUUGGGACGGGAGGGGGUGGUGGAACAGCCCAGACAGGACUGGGACGGCAACACUCUAGAAGGGUCACUAGUGUCUGGUGGGUGAUGUGUGUGCCGGGGGUUCUUCCCCCAAGGGAGGCGUUAGGGGACAGGGGCUCACUCCUGGUUCGCUCCCACUUCUGCAUCAGCUCACCCCCUCGAAGCACAAGCUCCCCAGAAGGGGACUUGCUCACUGGUAGCUGUCCCUGCGGGUGGAGCAGAGCAGGGCCAUAUCUCGGCGGGACAUCAGCUGUGGGUUGUUGGUGAGAACAUCAUUUUCUAAGGGACCGAGUCGCUGGUCCUGAGAGAGAAAGCAGCAGCUUGGCAGCAGCGGGUUCUUGGGCGGGGGCUCCCCAUGUCCCAGAGCAAGCAUGGGUGUGUGGACGUGUGUGUAUUUUUCCGCCUGGUGAGAAGACUAGCGGUGAUAAUGAUUCCUAUAGUAAUCACAUCACUUCCUUGCACUGCGCUCCUCCCGUAUCAGGAGGGCAUCCUGUUCUGCCAUGUCUAUCGUCUUUCCCUUGGUGUGGACCCCCGCUCCCCCUAAGCUGCUGCCUUCUCAUAAGAACGACCCUGACUCCCGUGGAAUUUUGUUAAGGGGUCCUUCCCCUGGGACGUCUUCCCAAGAAAGUGGGCCCCAAGUUCUUAGAGGAGCAGCCCUAAAUGGCACACGCCUCGGAGUGCAUCUCUGUGCCGGGGGGUGCUUGGGGCUCUGUGGAGGUGCCUGCUGGAGCCACCCGUGGUCAGCAACCCCCCACCCCACACACCCCCUGCCAUGCCCUUUUCUUUUUGAAACAGAACUAAAGAGAGGCAAGGAAUGACCGGACACCUGACGAAGGCGGGGAGUGAGGGCAGGGAGAGGGGGCCCGCUGAGUCAGGGGGCCCCUGGGCUAGUCCCAGGGAAGCUUGGCGUCUGAUUUGAGCUGGAGACAGGCCAUAAAAGGAAGACAAGGAAGAGCAACUGAAAUCAGGAUUGCAAAUGGAUAGGAAGUCAAUGAGGCUCAGCCCACCUCGAGCCCUGGUGGCGCCCUGGUGAAAGCACUCCAGGGCUAGAUGCAGCGUUGAAGGUUCAAACCCACCAGCUGCUCCUCACAGGAAAAGAAAUGGCGGCUUGUUUCCAUCAAGAUCCCAGGGCCUUGGAGAGCCUGUGGGGCAGUGGACUCCAGACCAGACGGUGCUAGGAGUCUGGGUUGACUUGCCACUCAUGAGGUUUUGGCUUUUAGCCCAUCUCAGGGGUCCGAGUCUUCGAACCGUCCCGGGUCUUCUCUUGCGUCUCCACUCACAGCACCCGAAACCACUUAAGACAAUUCAGCUGCCCCCCUUGUCCCUUUCCCCCUAUAAACUGUUGACACUGUCGUUCCUUGCCCAAUCAGAUUGUUAUUUGUAGUUCAGAGGUACAGAGGUAACUGGACUGUUAUUGGGUGCCCUGGCCUGAAAUGCAGUCACCCAGUAAGAAAUAAAGCAGGCCUCUCGGAUGUGA
Echinops telfairi (small Madagascar hedgehog) is the source of this 2773-nucleotide messenger RNA. RefSeq names its product nucleoredoxin (gene NXN). The record is from RefSeq and is a predicted model, not a curated record. Lineage: Eukaryota; Metazoa; Chordata; Mammalia; Afrosoricida; Tenrecidae. Gene Ontology annotation, molecular function: thioredoxin-disulfide reductase (NADPH) activity. The annotation marks the transcript as partial. The transcript has 8 exons.